Tyto alba (common barn owl) is the source of this 1683-nucleotide messenger RNA. RefSeq names its product exosome component 2 (gene EXOSC2). Gene Ontology annotation, cellular component: cytoplasmic exosome (RNase complex); nuclear exosome (RNase complex). The transcript has 9 exons. Gene Ontology annotation, molecular function: RNA binding. Gene Ontology annotation, biological process: TRAMP-dependent tRNA surveillance pathway; poly(A)-dependent snoRNA 3'-end processing; CUT catabolic process. The coding region runs from base 59 to 943 and encodes 294 amino acids. The record is from RefSeq and is a predicted model, not a curated record. Lineage: Eukaryota; Metazoa; Chordata; Aves; Strigiformes; Tytonidae.
UGGCGGGCGGAAGCCACGUGGGGCCGGGGGCGCAGCCGCCGCGCCGCCCGCACCCAAGAUGGCGGCGGUGACUAUGAGGCUGCCGGUGGCUCGGAAGGCGGCGGGGCUGGGCCCGGUCCCGGGCGGCGAGAAGCAUCUGGUGGCGCCGGGGGACACGAUCACCACGGACACGGGCUACAUGAGGGGCCACGGCACCUACGUGGAGGAUGAGAAGCUCAUCGCCUCGGUGGCCGGCGCCGUGGAGAGGGUGAACAAGCUGGUGUGUGUCAAAGCGCUGAAGACCAGGUACAACGGCGAGGUCGGCGAUAUCGUGGUCGGGAGGAUCACGGAGGUUCAGCAGAAGCGAUGGAAAGUGGAAACAAAUUCCAGGCUAGAUUCAGUCUUGCUGCUGUCAUCUAUGAAUUUACCUGGUGGGGAACUGAGAAGGAGAUCAGCAGAAGAUGAGCUUGCAAUGAGGGAUUAUCUGCAGGAAGGUGACCUCAUCAGUGCAGAGGUCCAGUCUGUGUUUUCUGAUGGGGCUGUGUCACUGCACACUCGGAGUCUGAAAUACGGGAAGCUUGGCCAGGGUGUGCUCGUUCAGGUCUCUCCCUCCUUUGUGAAACGCCAGAAGACUCACUUCCACGACUUGCCCUGUGGUGCAUCCGUGAUCCUCGGCAACAAUGGUUUCAUCUGGAUCUACCCAACUCCAGAGCAGAAAGAUGAAGAAGCAGGGGGCUUCACCACCAACCUGGAGCCAGUUCCCAUGUCUGACCGGGAGGUAAUCUCACGGCUCCGAAACUGCAUUGUGGCUCUGGUUACUCAGAAGUUGAUGCUCUUUGACACCAGCAUCCUGUAUUGCUAUGAAGCAUCCCUUCCUCAUCAGAUCAAGGACAUUCUCAAACCAGAGGUGAUGGAGGAGAUCGUUCUGGAAACCCGACAGAGGUUGCUGGAUCUGGAAGGAUAGGGCACAUGGCCAGAUGCAGUCAUUUGAAGUCCCAGCAUGGCAGCUUUUGAUUUUCACUAUUAUUUAUUUUCAGUGUUCUUCUCCCCAGCAUUCAUUCCACACUUCAGAAACCACCAAAAUUCCUCAUUUUAACACCCAGGAAACCUCCUGAGCCCUUUUAGUACAAUAGUACUAAAUAGUACUUAAAUACAAUAGCCUUUUAGUGCAGCAGCCUGAAAAAUUGAUAUCUGACCUUUAUGAAGAUGUAGAUGCACCUGGUAAUAUCUCAUAGUACUUGUUGCUGUGUCUAGUGCCCCUGAACUUUGUGCAAAAUGAUGGAGAGGAAGGAAUGUGUUUCGUGGUGCUUCUCUCCCCUAAGUCUUUCUAAAUGGUUUUGAUUUUUCCUUUACUGUGAUGUAGAUCUGCCAGUCAGUCCUCUGACUGGGAGCGCUUGUUUUUCUCAUUAAGACUUCAGAUCACAUACUGGUCUUAAGAGGACAGGAGUAUCCACACCCUUGCUAACCACAUUUGGGGUCUGGCUGUUCAUGGCUUCUGUGCCUCAAUGGUGUGAGACUGGAUAUGGCAUGAUGUGGCUGUCCACAUGAGCCAGGAGCCAUGGGCAAGCAGUGCCUUCUCAGUCUGUGCAUCCUGUUGGUCUCUUUUUUUUAUGCCUGAUGUGGUGAGCUGCUCUGAAGAGGCUCCAGUAUUGUUUUCUAUUAAAUAUUUUACAUUUCAAUAAAUUUUUUGAAAUUGAUCAGUCA